AGUUACGUACUCGUGCUAUCUAAAGAUAUGCCCACACUUCACCAUCCUACAACUCGUAUCUCUGUUAAACGGGUCGGUCGCCAGCCCCGGGAGCUCAAGGACAGAUAUAGAGUCGCCUGCUUGCAGCGGUUGGUGGCCAGUCGGAAGUCAAUAUUUGAUAGACUUCGAGGAGUUCAUAACGACUCACAAUCGGAGAUAAUUGCAACCGCGGUUGGAACCGAACUGGGCAACCUCCGAAGAGGCAGUGAGGGCAGCGAGAGCCUCGCGGGCGAAGAUUGGUUGGACUUGGCUCGGUUGUUGGAGGAAGACCUGCGGGACCAACUUGAACGACUUGACAGCGAUGCGGAGUCUCGUGACUUCGCUGCAUGCCGUCUGCAUGAAAUUGAAGAGACCGAAUUGCAAGCUGCUGUUGAGGAGUUAUAUUUGUCACAUAUCGCCACCCAGGGGGGAGUUCCCUGUCCUUUGUGCUCACGUGGCAAGCUAGGUCUGAGUCGCUCUGAUGGUUUACUAUGGUGCGAGAACUGUAUCGACAUGAGGCUCCGUCUAGGAAGGCCUGGUUUGAGUUUAGAGGACGAUAUCGCGCCUCUAUUGCAUGCAGCUGUUCGUCGGCAUCUCGAGGAUGGCCGAUGUGAACAAAUUCCGGUGUUCAUGAUAAGGGACGGCCGGCUCUUCGUUACAUGCGGACUGUGCCGAUGGAGAGAUGAAGCGUUCUAGAAUUGAAGCUAC
Perkinsus marinus ATCC 50983 is the source of this 726-nucleotide messenger RNA. RefSeq lists its product as hypothetical. Gene Ontology annotation, biological process: protein import into nucleus. The transcript is spliced from 6 exons. The record is from RefSeq and is a predicted model, not a curated record. Bases 28 to 714 code for a protein of 228 amino acids. Lineage: Eukaryota; Perkinsozoa; Perkinsida; Perkinsidae. Gene Ontology annotation, cellular component: nucleus.